Maylandia zebra (zebra mbuna) is the source of this 2409-nucleotide messenger RNA. RefSeq names its product fibroblast growth factor 11b (gene fgf11b). NCBI's taxonomy places the organism in Eukaryota, Metazoa, Chordata, Actinopteri, Cichliformes, Cichlidae. Gene Ontology annotation, molecular function: growth factor activity. The record is from RefSeq and is a predicted model, not a curated record.
UGGAAUUCACACACACAUACUCUCACAACCACUCGCUGACUUUGGAUGGGAGGAGGAGGGGGGAGGGGAGAAGGAAAGAGGGGGGUUUUGGUGAGGUCUGUGGGAAAGAGGCAUGCCAUUGGAGGCAGAAGAGGAGUCUCUGCCUGUCUGUGUCCAUGUCUCUGCUCCGUUCCCGGCUUCAUUCCGACAAAGACCGUCAGUGUCCCGCCUGCUCUGCUACCUCUGGAUUUAAGUCAGCUGGAUUACUGCUUGGACUCUCGGCUCAUUAUUCCACGCUGCCACAUUUAAAUGGGAGGCAAAGUUGGACCGCCAUGGAAUGCAAGAAUGGUGAAAAACAGUUUGGUUUUUCUUGCGCUUUUAAGAGCUUCCUAGCAUUCAAAAUGAGCCCACUUUUCUUCUUUAAAAGUGUUUUUAUACGUAAAUUAAUUUGAGCUCUUUCUCUUCUGUAUCGCCUGUUUAAAGUAGGUUAGUUAUUUUGCAAUAUAACAUUUUGUACUUGGCUGCCAGGCCACAUUUUGAUGUGAAAGAUGAGUGGGGAAGCGGGAUAGAAUCAUGUCUCGAGCGUAACCUUUUGGAAAAGUCUGUCUUUUUAAAGCUGGUCUCAAAGUUUUACAUUGAAAAUGUGACUGUAUCAGUUUAAAAAAAAUUUUUUUCCUGGGAUCUGUUACUGUCAGAUUUUGAUUUUUUUUUUUUUUUUUUUUGGUCCAUUACAUUGGACUGCAUGUGAACUUGCAUCUUAUCCAGUUCAUCCCUCUCCAAGGGAACCCUCAAACUAAACUCUUCCCUGUUAACCCACUUAGACUCCCGAUCUCCCCUGUGGGGUUUUCUUUAUAACAUUCGUCCUAUUCUAGUGUACUGAGGAAAGCAAAAGCCAAACCAGCAAAGGGGGUACCGGGAAGGAAGUCACCCCCCUCCCAAAGGUGAGAGGGGGGGAAGAUGGCAGCUCUCGCCAGCUCUCUCAUUAGACAGAAACGGGCGGUCAAGGACGACCAAGCCAACCGACCGGUAGCCAGCAAGCGCAAGCCCUGUCCUAAGAGCAACAAGUCCCUGUGCCAGAAACAGAUCCUUGUCCUGAUCUCCAAAGUACGGCUAUGCGGAGGUCGAAAAGGGCGAAAUGACAAAAGACCAGAGCCACAGCUGAAAGGCAUCGUUACCCGGCUGUACAGCCAACAUGGAUACUACCUGCAGAUGCAGCCUGAUGGCACUGUCGACAGCACAAGGGAUGAAAGCAGCUCAUUUUCACAGUUCAACUUAAUUCCAGUGGGGCUGCGGAUUGUGGCAAUUCAGGGGGCAAAGACAGGGUUGUACCUCGCCAUGAAUAGUGAAGGAUACCUCUAUACAUCAGAGCACUUCACUCCUGAGUGCAGGUUCAAAGAGAGCGUGUUUGAGAACUACUACGUUACGUACUCCUCCAUGCUCUAUCGGCAGACCCAGUCUGGCCGCUCCUGGUAUAUCGGUAUCAACCGUGACGGUCAGGUCAUGAAGGGCAACCGGGUAAAGAAGACCAAGGGAGCGGCACACUUCCUGCCUAAAGUUAUAGAGGUUGCAAUGUAUAAGGAGCCAUCGCUACACGAGCUAGUCAGUGAGCCAGUGAGCCCACCUCGGAAGACGGUGAAGACAUCAGAUUCGCCGUCCCUAAAGAAUGGACAGAAAGAAGCUCCCAAGGCUGAGGCCUCAUAGCACAGGAGAAUGAGGGUGGGACAAAGGGUAGCAGUGACACUUGAAACAAAGUUGCCCACUAUGCACUGAGGGUGGCUGGGGGAAUGGUGCUCAGCGGCCACCUCAUUCCAGAAGUGCACUCCAAGAUGCUGAGGGAUAAAGAGUCAGCAGUCCAUCAGCAGCCAAGAAGACCUAAGAGAGGAGUCCCCCCUCACCUGAAACCAGUGAAAGGAAAGCCCAGGGUCUGAGCCAGAACUCCUACCACCGCCACCCCACCCUUUCUCCCAGUGUCACUUCUUUCUGUACCUGUUGUGAUUUGCUUACGUGCAGCCCCAUUUAUUUCUCCGUCAGGAUCAAGCUUCUUUGUCUGCUGACAGUUUCAUCUUUUCUCAUAUGCCUUCCCCAUCAUCAGCUCUAUUGUACUGUAUAGUCACCACACACACACACACACACAUCCAGCACUGACUCCGCAGGAUAAUCCUCACCCAUGGGCUCCCUCUUGAGCCCUAAAGUUGGUGACAGUGUGGCUCAGCCAGCUUUCCACCCACCAUCUGCCUACCAGCUAAUCACUAAGGUCAACUAAAGCUCAAAGUGAGAUGAUAUGGCUUAGAGACGAAAGAAAUCUGCAGGAAGCUUGGGUCGGGUCAGGUCAGCAGCAACUAAAAACGAAUCCUUUUCCUCUUUUGUUUGCUUUCUUUGCUAGCUGUGAUAAUAACCGGAUGAUGCUAAAAACCUUAUAUUGAAUAAGCA